UGUGGUCGUUCUGGGUUAUAGGGACAGAGCAGGGUGACACUGUGCCGAGACGGGUGCUGCAGACGUCUCAUACAGACGAGGAGGUCAGGACUGUGACGGCGGCUGCACAGGUCGGCAGGAUGGGCUCCACGUGGGAGGCCGUACAAGAUUUCUACAUCUGGGCCCUGGAAAAUGGAGAUAGCCGCACGGACCCCUGGCUCCUCGUCUACUCGCCGGUCCCUAUCAUUCUGAUCUUUUCAAUCUACCUCGUUCUUGUGGCCCUGGGCCCUAAACUAAUGGGGGAGCGGGAGCCCUUCACGCUGCGCUCUGUCCUUCUGAUCUAUAACCUGGCCCUGGUCGGGCUGUCCAUCUAUAUGUUCUAUGAGUUCUUGGUGACGUCGGUGCAGGCGGGGUACAGCUAUUUCUGCCAGCCGGUGGACUACAGUAACAGUGAGCUGGGCCUGCGGAUGGCGAGGGUCUGCUGGUGGUUCUUCUUCUCCAAGGUGAUUGAACUCCUUGAUACAAUCUUCUUCAUUAUGAGGAAGAAGUUCAAUCAGAUCUCGUUCCUUCACGUUUAUCACCACGCCACAAUGCUCUUCAACUGGUGGGCCGGGGUCAAGUACGUGGCCGGGGGUCAGGCAUUUUUUAUCGGGAUGCUGAAUUCCUUUGUCCAUAUGUUCAUGUACCUGUAUUACGCGCUCGCGGUGCUGGGGCCAUCGGUGCAGAAAUAUCUGUGGUGGAAACGAUACCUGACCGUCCUGCAGCUGACCCAGUUUGCGGCAAUCGCCCUUCACUCCGGAUACAACCUUUUCACCGACUGCCCCUUCCCGGACGGUUUCAAUUUGGCCGUCUUCCUCUACAUCAUCAGCCUCAUCAUCCUCUUCCUCAACUUCUACUACCAGACCUACCUCCGCCGGCCCCACAAGAAGAAGGCGUGAGCCACCAGGGGCCACAGUUUACUGACCUGAAGGUGACAAGUGCCAGGGCCACAAGUCUUCCAAUAACUCAGGGGUCACCUCCAACGUGUUUCUACUCCAUAAACAGUUCGGCUGCAUCAGGGGAUAUUAAUAUAUUAUUGUUUUUAUCUAUUUCCUUGUACAGAACACGGGAGGGGCGGAGCUGGAGACUCCUCCCCCUGAUGACAUCCAUACAUACAAUAAAUGACUUUAUUAGAGGUGAUGUGUGUGAUGUUUACAGUGAUGGGGGGAGUGUAUACAGGACAGGAGACAUUUUAUCACCUCUAUUUUUUGUUAUGUGUAUGGCCCUUUAAGAAUUGGCUGAAUAAUGAACUAAAUUGAUCGAUCAUGUGAUUAUCGUCAUUCCCAUAGUAACAGCGAACUGUCUCCAUUAUUUGUAAUUACGCUAAGCGAGAACAUUGUUAUCUCUGAUAUAGUCUCUUAUAUAAGUGCGGGGGAUCACCCGGGGUCCACGCUGACAUCACCGGAUGCACUUUGACCCCAGUCAUAAAUACGUCUGCACAGUGGCUGAUAAUCCAGUGAAGCAAUAGACAGGGAAACUGACAGCUCAAAGGUUAUACCCUGAGAAAUAUUAACUCUGUAGCUGCCAGAGUGCAGAGCACAUGACCCUAUAUCAGUGUUUCCAAACCAGGGUUACUCCA
Hyla sarda is the source of this 1597-nucleotide messenger RNA. Its product is annotated as elongation of very long chain fatty acids protein 4-like. Lineage: Eukaryota; Metazoa; Chordata; Amphibia; Anura; Hylidae. The transcript has 8 exons. Bases 120 to 917 code for a protein of 265 amino acids. Gene Ontology annotation, molecular function: fatty acid elongase activity. Gene Ontology annotation, biological process: very long-chain fatty acid biosynthetic process; fatty acid elongation, saturated fatty acid; fatty acid elongation, polyunsaturated fatty acid. Gene Ontology annotation, cellular component: endoplasmic reticulum membrane. The record is from RefSeq and is a predicted model, not a curated record.